This is a messenger RNA of Pararge aegeria (speckled wood butterfly), 4722 nucleotides long. It is a transcript of the gene Skeletor, whose product is annotated as protein Skeletor, isoforms B/C. Bases 59 to 4462 code for a protein of 1467 amino acids. NCBI's taxonomy places the organism in Eukaryota, Metazoa, Arthropoda, Insecta, Lepidoptera, Nymphalidae. The transcript has 15 exons. The record is from RefSeq and is a predicted model, not a curated record.
GCAAGCGCGCGCAAGUUAAUCUUUGGUAUCGGUAUAGUAGUACGAGUGAACUGUCGCGAUGCUGUUUUACUUUGGAGUGGCGUUCGUGCUGACUGUUAUCGGCGCCGAGGCGGGCUACCUGGGCAAGGAGCUGGGCGCGCUGUCGGAGCUGCACCACGGCGUGCGCGGGCGCGUGUUCGCUGUGGACUCGCGCACGCUGUUCCUGCACGACUUCCACUACGACGGCGAGGGGCCCGCGGCAUACUUCUACGUCGGGACUUCGAAGACGCCGAGUGCCACCGGCGCCCUGAGGCUGCGGGACGAGCGAGGCGGCGGCACUCCUCUGCGCCGGUACCGCGGGGAGAGCGUCACGCUGUCACUGCCCGAGGGGAAGACGCUGCGAGACGUGAGCUGGUUCUCAGUCUGGUGCGACGAGUACUCGAUCAACUUCGGCUCGGUGGAGAUCCCGCGCGCGCUGGAGUACCCCAAGCCCGCCAAGGUGGGCGCGCUGCGCGGCGUGCACGGCGUGGCGUCGGACGCCAUCGUGGUGGUUGACGCGCAGACGCUGCUGGUGCCCAACUUCUCCUACGACGGAGAGGCUCCUGAUGCGAAGUUCUGGGUGGGGCGCGGGGACAAGCCGUCGCCGCAGGGCAUCCGCAUCCCCGACGAGAACGGCAAGGAGGCGCCACUGAGGAAAUACGACCGGAAGACCAUCGUGCUGACGCUGCCCGGGGAGCUGACCGUGUUCGACGUGGGCCACUUCGCGGUGUGGUGUGAGGCAUUCACCGUCAACUUCGGCCACGUCACGCUGCCACGCGCCGCGCUCGCCAACGUGCCACCCAGUCUCAAGAUGCUCGGCGUGUCCCCGCAGUCCAAGCUGAACUGCGAAGUGCUCCAUGACGAGCUGGCAUUCGAGGUGCGCUGGGCUAUCGCUGGCGACAGCAUUGUGCUGCAGCUGGUCUCCAAGCUUGAGGACGGUGAGUACAUGUCGUUCGGCAUCUCCGGCAGCCCGGCGCACUCGCAGAUGGUGGGCGGUGACGUGGCGGUGGGCUGGGUGGACAAGGCCACGCUCAAGGGCUACGCCGAGGACUACUACCUGGAUGCCAAGAGCCAGUGCGCCGGAGCUCACGGCUCUUGUCCCGACGAAGCAUUUGCGAAAGGUACCAGCUCGGUGCGCAUGCUCAACGCAGCACUUGUAAACGGUUACUCCAUAGUGACGUACCAGCGGCCCCUGAAGGCUGCCGACAGCUUCGACCUGCCGAUCUUCACCAACGCCUCCCAGCCUAUCAUCUGGGCCGUCGGACCCCUCAACUCAAAGCAGGAAGUGUCGUACCAUCAGUACUUUACAAAGGGUGACAAAUUCAUUGAGUUCGGAAGACCACCGCUAUGGAACUGUCCUAUGCCAGAAGGCGAAGAAGAGCAGACGACACCAGAAGUGCAUCGGGCAACCCCAGUCAGACCAGCGGCUCACGAAAAUGCAGCAAUAAUAAGGCCGAACCCCGUGCCAACCCCGAAGCCUUCUGCCAAGGCGAAGCCGUGGGACAUCCCCGGCAUUCAAUGCUACGAGCCUCCAGACGGUGUUCUGUAUGCUCAGAUGGGCCCCACGGGAGGGAAACAAGGAUAUCCUGCGAUUACUGGUCACGUCGGUUGGGGUAUAUCCUGGUACAUCAACGGCCUUCUGAUCCCAGAGGUGACAGUGGUCCGCGGAAAGAAGUAUACCUUCGUGGUGGAGGGCGGUACAGAUCCUGAUGUACCAGCACGGUAUCACCCCUUCUAUAUCACCAACGAUCCCGUCGGAGGGUACUAUCACAAAUCUGAUGCUGAAAAGAAGGGUAUAGAAAUCUACGCUGGAGUCCGUCGAACACGCACCGGAGAUUUAAUACCUACUGGAGUUGGCCGCCUUUGCAACUGGACCCCUGACCAGAACGGCCCUGAAGCCGAUGAGUACCCUAGCUUCGGAGCUUACCAGAGAUCCCUGACCCUCGUGUGUGAGGAAGGCAACCCGGGAGUCGUCACUUGGAUCCCUGACAAGAAUACCCCUGAUACUGUAUAUUAUCAGUGUUUCACUCACCGCCACCUUGGUUGGAAAAUAAACGUGGUCGAUGAGUGUGACGCCACAGAUGCAGAGGAGAGUAGACUCGUUGAGUCUGUAGCCCUACCCGGGGAUCUUAUGGGCGAAGAAUCAAUACAGGUACAAAACCGUGUGAAACCAGACUUAAACUUUUUAAAUCAGCGCCAAAAAGUUGAGAAAAUAAUCAAUACGAAACAAAAUUAUAACGAUUUCAGUAGCAAUAAAGGUGACAGCGGCCUCUCGGGGGAAAUAUAUCCGGAACCACCAAGAAACUUCAACUACCCCGACGGACAAGAGUAUGAAUUGCCUAUAACCAAAGUACAAAUCAAAGAAGUCAUUGAAGCAGUUGAAAGCUUAGAAGAACAAAUGAAAGAUGAAAUGAAAAGAAAUGCAACCGGUGCUUUAAAGCUAUCACAGUACCAAGUACACGAAGAUGUCAAGGAGUUGUUUGUGCCUGAACAGCCAAUAAGAGACGGUGACGAAUAUGUGGUUGAUAUGGGCAAGCUACCAGAGAGCUUUUUGUUACCCCCUAAUCAGACUCCACAGACUUUACACAAUGUUCUACGACCUAAUUCCCCAAGUAAACCAAUGGGCAAUAUGCGACCACCUUUCCGCAGACCUUCACCACCUGAAAUAAAAAUCCGGAGACCUUAUCCUAUGCAUCAGAAAGUAAACAGCCCUUAUCCUUUGCCAAUGCCCAAUCCGCAUGGAACCUAUAGUAUGUCGAAGAAACCAAACAAAUACCCUAAUAAUCGCCCUCCACCAAAUAUGAACAGACCCCAACAGUCUAACAUUCCACCCAUGAAAGCAAUGCCAUCUCUUCAUCCACCGAAAAAUAUAUUGAAUCGUGGCCCUCCUAAACAUCCACAAAAACUAUCUAACGCACCAGCACAGACGAUUAUUAUGGGCAAUCCAAGUAAUAAUAUUGGAGUACCACUUCAAAGUCAAACUUUGAGCUUGGGUCACACUGAUAUAAUUGCUAAUCAAGUGGUACAGAGUCAAAUAACUCUACCCGGAGUUAGCGAUGCUGUAGUGCAGCAAAGUGCACCUCCGAUAUAUUUCAAUAAACCAGGUCAAAUAAUUUUAGGAAAGCCCAUGGACCAUCCGUUACCAUUAGAUCAGCAGAUGCAAAUUAUACCAAAUACAAGUCAUACUAUAAGAGUAUAUUCUACUCCAAUACCUGAGGUAUAUAUCCAGACUUCUACGCCUCGCACCAAAUUGAAUGAAAAUGUUUACACACAUUCACAAACUGAUUUAAAAUCAUCCGACUUCAUUGGUCAGUCUACUGAUUCCUCUACUUUUACACCCGCGGUCAAUACUGGUUUUAAACCUGACUCUAUUGUGAUCGAAAGUGGGUUCAAACCAAUUAUUCGGGAGCCGUUGAUGGCUGGUGAGGACAAAAUCGCAGAGUAUGAAGGUAAUAACAUAAACAGAAGGGAAGACACCGACGUAGAAGAGGAUUAUGAAGAAGCUCCUCAGUAUAUUAAUCAUAACCAUGCUUAUCCCAGUGACAAAAUAACUGAAUCAUUCGAACCUAUGUUUAUACCUUCUCCUCCAGAUCAUUUAGUAUCAAAUAAUGAUAGAACUAAAGAAGUAUUUCCAAGUAAUCAUGCCAAGGAAGACAGACCGCAUCCAGUGUAUGUAAAAACUGAAAAUGAAUUAAAUGCUCUAUUUAGUAAAAAGAAUAUGAAUCGGGCUGUUCCGAGUGACAUGAUAAUGGACUCAGAUAAAAUAAGUCCUCAGUAUUUACCACCUGUUCCAAAGAGUCCUAAAGAACAUGCACAAAAGUUAACGUCAGAACAAACAUUCACAACCUAUGACGGCAAAACUGUGUCAGCUACAUCGUUGACUAGUGUACCAGAAGUAAAAACCAGUCCUAAGAUAUUUUCCUCUAAAUUACCAGCAAAUACAGAGUUACUUCUUAAGACCCCACAAUUCGGUCCAUUCAAAGGAGAAAUUCCUCCAGUAAUUGCAGAACACAUAAAGAAAGAUACAACAAGUGUCCCUGCACCCGUUUAUAAAGAUACAAGAACAACUCAUUUAAAACUAGUUCAGUUUUUACAUAAACCAGACUCUACUCCAGUAGAUGACUUAACACCCGAAGCUAGUGAGAUACAUGAGGAAAAUGCAGAGAAGCAAUCGAACGAUGAUGAAAAUACAGAUGAAAAUGAAGAUGAAGAAGAAUACGAAGAAGACGGAGAGGAAGAAGAAGAAAGCAGACGUCGCAAAAGAGAUACAAAAACAGCCCAAUUUGAAAGAGACAAUGUUCACGAAGAGACAACAGUAAUAAGUAAAAAAGAAAAUGUUUUAAUUAAUCACAUUGAAUUUGAAAAAACUUCUUCGGCUCCGAAAAAAUCCUGUAAUAUUAUAAAGUAUUUUUUAAUUGUUACACUACUGUUAAAGUGCUUUUAAAUCCUGUUAAGAUUAUUUAAUAAUUUAUUUAUUGGAUUAAAUUAUUGUGCCUUGCCAUUGAAUGCAUUUGGUUGAUUGUAAUAGUAUUAUAUUUAAGUAUUUUAGCUGAGGGUGUCCAAAGUCUUCGCAUUCAGCUGCUCCUUGACGUUGCACUCAAACCUGUUACCACUUUAAUACGCAUAAUGCAGUUCAAUACUCUGUUAGACUUAAGGUUUUGUAAAUAUUUUUUAUGAUUAAUAAUAAAAGUAGAGUUACAUUUU